AUGGCAGCUAUGCAGCAGAAACUGAGGACAUCGCUGGCGGCAACGCUUUCCGAUACGGGGUUGCUCCGCUCGGACGGACUAAUCAACGGGAAAUGGGUGAAGGCCGCUUCAGGCAAACUGUUUCCAGUGAACGAUCCAGGAACGGACACCAAGGUUGCAUCUGUGUCUGCCUUCGGCGAGGCUGAUGCAAAGCUAGCUGUCUCGGCGGCAGAGCAGAGCUUCGACGCUUGGCGCUCCAAGACUAUGCAGGAGCGGGGGAGGUUGCUAUCUCGCUGGUCUGAGUUGAUCGGCGAAAAUUCGAGCGACUUGGCCACCAUCAUGUGUCUCGAGAGCGGCAAACCGAAGGCAGAAUCUAAGGGAGAAGUAAACUACGCCAUGUCGUUCAUAAACAUGUACGCGGGGAUGCAGACGAACGGGAUGGUCCUACCGCAGCAGACCGACAGUCAUCUCCUCAUGGUCACGAAGGAGCCUGUGGGCGUGUGCGCCUUGCUUACUCCGUGGAACUUCCCGGCUGCGAUGUUUACUCGGAAGGCGGCUCCAGCUCUCAUGGCGGGGUGCACCAUCGUCCUCAAGCCAGCGGAAGACACCCCCCUUACCGCGCUUGCCUUGGCUUGGCUGUGGGAACGAGCCGGGGGGCCCAAGGGAGUGGUGAACGUCGUGCCCACCCCGCGGGAGCUGGUGCAGGAGGUCGGCAACGUUCUCACGACCGACGAAGCCGUCAGGAAGAUCUCCUUCACGGGAUCCACCGCGGUGGGAAAGCACCUGCUGAAGCAGGCCGCGGGCACGGUCAAGAAAACGUCCAUGGAGCUGGGGGGCAACGCGCCCUUCGUGGUGUUCGAUGACGCCAACCUUGAGCUGGCUGUAAACGGUGCAAUGACGGCGAAGUUCCGCUUCGGAGGCCAGGUUUGUAUAGCCCCAAACAGGUUUCUGGUGCAGGAGGGAAUCUACGAAGCUUUCGUCGCUAAGAUGGCGGAGCAGAUCAGGGCUCUUCGUGUCGGAGACGGACUCGACUCUCGCACGAACAUGGGGCCCUUGAUCAACCUCGCGGCGAGAGACAAGGUGGCAGGCUUGGUGAAGGAUGCCAUCGACAAAGGAGCAGACGUUGUCUGCGGGGGGCAGCUCGAGCAGCACGAAAUGGGGAACAACUUCUUCGCACCGACGCUGCUAGGUGGCUGCACGCUGGACAUGCGCAUCAGCCACGAGGAGAUAUUCGGGCCCGUGGUGGCCGUGAUGAAGUUCAAAGACGUGGAUGAGGCCCUCACCAUAUCCAACAGCUCGCGUAGCGGAUUGGCCGGGUACGUGUACACGCAGGACUACUCCAGGGGGAUGCGAUUCGCGGGAAAACUGGAAGUCGGAAUGGUCGGGAUGAACGAAAGCUCCAUCUCGAGCUGCGUGGUCCCUUUCGGGGGGGUAAAGGAGAGCGGGAUGGGCAGGGAAGGGUCCGUGAUGGGGAUGGAUGAGUUCAUGGAGGUCAAAUCAAUCUGCCUUGGCGGAAUAUGA
Molecule: messenger RNA, 1500 nt
Organism: Ectocarpus siliculosus
Lineage: Eukaryota; Phaeophyceae; Ectocarpales; Ectocarpaceae
Source: the annotation of a GenBank genome assembly